CAAGACUGCCUUAUAUGUCUGCCCUCAGACAGAUGCUGCUGCAGAUCUCGGUGGCCUCCUUGAGCUCUGGACCACACGCCCUGGGAACGGCAGGUUGACACCUGUUUGGCAGCAACCUCAGAAGCUUCACGAGGUUCCAGAGACACAGGCAUGGCCAAGGAGCUGUCUCAAGAGCAGGUGGCCUCAUUCAAGGCAGCCUUUGACAAGGCUGACUUGAAUAAAGAUGGAAAGAUCAGCAUCCAAGAGCUGCGUGAGUUGGUGAAGAAGCUGGGCAAAAAGGUCUCAGAGGAAGAGCUGGAACUAGUCAUGCAGGCUGUGGACAAGGACGGUGACGGUAGCAUCAGCUUUGAGGAGUUCCUGGAUGUGAUGAAAACGCAGAUGAAGUCCCUGGGCAAUGAGGAGAUGCGGGCCGCCUUCCAUGCCUUUGACGUGAAUGGUGACGGCCACAUCAGUGUGGAAGAGCUCAAACAGACCAUGGCCAAGCUGGGGGAGCAUCUCUCUCAGGACGAGCUGGACGCCAUGAUCCAGCUGGCGGAUGUGGACAAGGAUGGGAAGGUGAACUAUGAGGAGUUCAUGCGGAUCAUCAGCCAGAAGUGAGGCUUUACCCUGUCCCUGUCUGCCUGACUGGGCUGCAGGUUCCGGGGCCUCCUCAGGGACCUUGCUUUUGUGGUGGGGCUAUCAGUGGAAAUUCUAGAUUGGUGGAUAGGAAGUUACCUCAUGGAUGAGGAAGACUUUGUUCUCUGGGGCCUGGAAGAUGGGUGGUCUGGGGCUGCUAAAGAGCCCCUCUCUGCCUACUGAUUCCCUGGGUGAAAGGAAGCCUCUUUGGUCUGGUCCCUCCUCCUUUUCCUACAGUGUAAUGGGCGUUCCCUACCUCACAGGGCUGUUGUGAUGAUCUAAAUAAAAGGAAUGCAAAGCCCAG
Messenger RNA from Chinchilla lanigera (long-tailed chinchilla), 919 nucleotides. RefSeq names its product calmodulin-4-like. Gene Ontology annotation, molecular function: calcium ion binding; enzyme regulator activity. The record is from RefSeq and is a predicted model, not a curated record. Lineage: Eukaryota; Metazoa; Chordata; Mammalia; Rodentia; Chinchillidae. The coding region runs from base 151 to 597 and encodes 148 amino acids. The transcript has a single exon.